AUGGAGCGACACGAGCAGCAAAGCGCCGCCGUCGAGGCUGCCGUCGAUCGACGGCCGUGCGCAAAGUCUCUAGCUUGCCAGUUGGACCCGAGCAAGGUGGCAGAUGAGACCAAGCGGGUGCUGCGCUUGAAAUACCAUAGGGUCAUCAGCCCUCCGACUGUGUACCUGAACUACAAGAGGGCAGCCGUGGACAUCGACUUGCAGGGCAAGGAGGUCCGACUCCACACAGAUCCUGUUCUCCAGGAGGGGCGGUUCGUGCGGCAGCGAGCCCGAGAGCCACACUUGCCUCCAGCCCCGGGAGGAACUCAUUGCUUUCUUCCAGCCUCAGGUCUCCGGAAGCAUCAAGCCCGCCUGCUUCAAUGA
Messenger RNA from Symbiodinium sp. CCMP2592, 363 nucleotides. Lineage: Eukaryota; Dinophyceae; Suessiales; Symbiodiniaceae. The record is from the annotation of a GenBank genome assembly.